This is a messenger RNA of Aspergillus costaricaensis CBS 115574, 1203 nucleotides long. RefSeq lists its product as uncharacterized. The transcript has a single exon. Lineage: Eukaryota; Fungi; Ascomycota; Eurotiomycetes; Eurotiales; Aspergillaceae. Bases 88 to 1023 code for a protein of 311 amino acids. The record is from RefSeq and is a predicted model, not a curated record.
CAACUCAGCCCGAGCCCAACGGAUACUGAGCCUGCCCUUACUUCUAUUCACCUUGUCUGACUACUAUCCAACAUUCAACGCAUCAUGAUGUCUUCCUUUUCGACAGAGUGGGAAGUGAGCAGUCUUACCGUGAAUACUGGUACAGCAGAUGGAGCCACUGACACGCUUUAUGCCAACGGAAGGAUGCAAGUACCAGUUUAUGUUUCCAUCAGUGCUAUUGAUCCGGACAAGAAUGUUCCUUACAGCUUGACGGAAGCUGAGCUGGAAUCUAUCAAGCUAGUGGAUUACUACAGCACAAGUACUGAAUUAUCGGGUGACUGGGUCUAUUCUACAAUUGAAAAUGAAUUUGCCCACUCGGGGACUACAUCACUUUCUCUACGGAGUACCUCUCAAUCCAUAAAGUUUUGGGUUUCCACGUCCAAAGUCGAGAAGAAGAGCAUCGCUGCUAGUGUCAAGCAACCUGAUGGGAAGAUCGUCACCACUCAUGAAAGUGGCUUUGAUUACCAUGCCACUCUUGUUGGAAACCCACCAAUCAACUAUACAACCGACAACAUCACAAUCCAAGAUACCAAAAGUGGUGAUGGCAGUUCCGGGUCAUACUCAUGGUCGCUAUUGAAUUACUAUAUUUCCACCAACGAUCAUGAUCUAGCCAAGGCCGACCUCUUCAUUGAACAAGCCGAAUCGCUUUUUUACAACCGGGAUCAUAUGGUCGCUAAUUUAUACACGGCUGCGACACCUUCGUCAGUGUAUAAUCUCCUAUAUGUGUGGGAGUAUGGUGAUCAGGCGACAAAACUCCUUGGUCCUUAUAACUUACUGGCGGAGACUCCGGCUGUUACAGUUAACGACAAGAAAAAUAACUUCUGUCUUACCAUGAUGAGUCUUACCUAUAACUAUGUUCGCGAAAACGAGGUUUUUGUGAGGGAAAAUCAUUUUACGCUAUACGACAUCUACGGAAACAGUGGGAAAUUCAAAGCCGAGCUAACAGACGGGGGGGAGGUUGUUAUUCACAACAUGCAAGACUGAGGAUUUAAUAUCUCAGCUUAGGCCUGCCCUUGGAGAUAAUUGAGAUUUUCGACACUAAUCGGGUUCUGAUAUUAUGUGGUCGAUGAAAUGCUGCACUACCAGACUGGAUCGUUUGACAGAUCCGGCCAAUGUCAAAUAUACUCACCUGGUACCAAAAAACAUUCCCUGCCUGUAUCUGAU